Molecule: messenger RNA, 1032 nt
Organism: Adineta ricciae
Lineage: Eukaryota; Metazoa; Rotifera; Eurotatoria; Adinetida; Adinetidae
Source: the annotation of a GenBank genome assembly
AUGGACAAGGUUCAGACCUGCAGAAGCAUUCCUCAUUUAUGCUCCGAUAUUUGGUCAGAAAUAUUCCAAUAUUUUGCAGUUACUGAUUUAUAUUCGACUCUCAAAAAUAUUAGUAGUACAUCUGAUGAGGUUCUGUUUAAUGGAAAAUAUCGAAACCAAUUACGAGGACUUACAGUCGAUUCUCAUACUACCAAGCUACCAAAUGAACUUCCACUAGAUCAAGUCAUAUCUCUGACAAUUCAAGACGGAAUUAGUUUCGAUAUACUUCAGAAAUGUUGUUGUCUUCGAUCACUCAAGCUUGUUGGACAAUUUGAAUGGAUAAUUCCUCUUGUGACAAAAUGUUCACAAAUAAGCAUGCAUUUGGAACAACUUUCCAUAGUUACACCAAAUAUUAAACUUUUACACCAACUUUUGUCAUGCAUUUUAUCUUUUGAUUCUUUACGACGAUUGGAGAUUUGUGCUGACGAACAAGAAGAGAAAAUAGAAGCUAAUAAUUUUCCACUAUUUCCAAGUAAAAUCGAACACUUGAUUUUGAAUUUAUGUCCAGCUAUUACUUAUGGUAGCUUGGCAUAUAUACAACCUGGUUUCAUAAAUAUUCGAUAUCUCAAUAUAAGUCUUUUUCGACAUGAUAGAAUUUCAGUUAACUUAUCGAACUUUCCAUAUCUUCGUUCCCUUCAACUUUCGCUACUUGAACCACCAUUUGAAGAGAUUAAUCGGCUAGUGGCAACAAUGCCUAAUCUGGUUAAACUUAAACUAUAUGGAAUUGUUGAUGAUGAGAACUUCAUUUACAGUCAUAAAUGGCUUCAUCUAUUAGAAUCUACACCUAGUCUUCUCCGAAUUGUAAUGGAUGUAUCAUUUCAAGAGACUAGAUCAAUAUUCUAUAAUGAAAAUCUUCAUAAGGCUUUACAUGGCAUAAACUUGAGUUUAAUAUGUAUGAUCGAUGAUUUUGACUGUUAUUCUUAUGAAGAAAGGCAACAGCGGUGGUGGCAAUUAGAAGGAGUUAUUCGAAAAAACUAUUGUAAAACAAACUAA